AUGGCUUGUUCAGCCAGCUUUAUGGGCCGCCUUGCGCAGUUCCGCUUUGAGCCGGCUUCAGGCUGGCAGUCGGCUGCAACCUUCCUGCUGGUGACAGGGGCGUUGAUUACAACAUGCAAACUGCUCAGCUUUCUCCGCGCUUUGUUUAGUAUUUUCAUUCUACCAGGCCAAAAGCUGACGAAAUUCGGCCCAAAAGGCAGCUGGGCCGUGGUCACUGGCGCUUCCGAAGGAAUCGGUAGAGAAUUCUCUCUCCAACUAGCGCGCGCGGGCUAUAAUAUCCUUCUUAUUUCGCGGAGAGCCUCAAAGCUAACCGCCGUCGCCAAUGAAAUCAAAACUAAAACCCCCACCGCACAAACCAAAAUCCAUACGAUGGAUUUCUCCGCCAAUAACGAUCUCGACUAUGAGAAACUCAAGGCCCUGAUCCAAGACCUCGAUGUCUCCAUUCUCGUCAAUAACGUCGGCCGCAGCCAUAGCAUACCCACCCCCUUCGUCUUAACCCCUCUGGACGAAAUGGAAGAUAUCAUUACCAUCAACUGUCUUGGCACCCUACGUAUCACCCAGCUGGUAGCUCCGGGAAUGAUGCAGCGCAAGCGCGGUUUGAUCCUGACCAUGGCUUCUUUUGCCGGAAUGCUACCCACUCCGUUGCUCGCCACAUACUCCGGCAGCAAGGCGUUCCUGCAAUAUUGGUCGACCGCUUUGGGCUCCGAGCUUGAGCCAUACGGGGUCCAGGUCCAGCUUGUCCAGAGCCACUUGGUGACGUCGGCCAUGUCCAAAAUCCGUCGGGCUAGCGUUACCAUCCCCAAUCCGCGUGACAUGGUUCGCGCUGCUCUCAGCAAAAUUGGUCGUGGAAGCGGGCUCUCAGCGUAUGCAUAUACCUCAGCACCCUACUGGAGUCACGGCCUGAUGGCCUUUGCGCUCACGCAGGUUCUGGGCAAAAUGGGUAAGUUCGUUCUGGGCUAUAAUAAGGCGAUGCAUGAAUCUAUUCGAAAGCGGGCGCUACGGAAGGCGGAGCGGGAAAAGGGAGGAAAAUCUACAUGA
Molecule: messenger RNA, 1038 nt
Organism: Paracoccidioides lutzii Pb01
Product: estradiol 17-beta-dehydrogenase 12-B
Exons: 2
Coding region: 1-1038 (345 amino acids)
Biological process (GO): fatty acid elongation
Cellular component (GO): endoplasmic reticulum
Molecular function (GO): ketoreductase activity
Source: RefSeq, a predicted model, not a curated record